This is a messenger RNA of Chaetomium strumarium, 1760 nucleotides long. Its product is annotated as peptidase M18. Gene Ontology annotation, cellular component: fungal-type vacuole. The coding region runs from base 99 to 1697 and encodes 532 amino acids. The record is from RefSeq and is a predicted model, not a curated record. The transcript has 3 exons. Gene Ontology annotation, molecular function: metalloaminopeptidase activity; zinc ion binding. Gene Ontology annotation, biological process: proteolysis. NCBI's taxonomy places the organism in Eukaryota, Fungi, Ascomycota, Sordariomycetes, Sordariales, Chaetomiaceae.
ACCCGGCAACCUCCCAUCACCACCACGUCGUAGGUCCGCUCUAUUGACACGUCUGCCGCUCUUGACCGCUCACAUCUUCACCGCGCAUACAAAAGAACAUGACUCGCGUCACCCCUGAGUUCGUGAAAGCGCGCAGCUCCAACCUGUCGCUGCACUCCCUGGCCAUGGAACAGUCCAUGGCGAUGCGCAUGAGCAGCGCUGCCGAAGUCAUCGAUAACAAGAUGGAUGCGAAGGACCUGAAGCCCGAGGCCUUCACCAAGGCCUACCUCGACUUCAUGACCGAGAACCCGACCGUCUUCCACGCCGUCGACUACUUCAAGGAGAAGCUGCUGAAAGCUGGCUACAAGGAGCUCUCGAGCCGCGACAGCUGGGCCGGCAAGCUCGAGCCGGGCGGCAAGUACUUCACAACCCGCAACGGCAGCUCCAUCAUCGCCUUCGCCGUCGGCAAGGCCUACAAGCCCGGGAAUGGCGUCGCCAUGGUCGCCGGCCACAUCGACGCUCUGACGGCGCGUCUCAAGCCGACAAGCACGAAGCCAAACAGCCACGGCUACGUGCAGCUCGGCGUGGCGCAAUACGCUGGCGCCCUGAACGAGACAUGGUGGGACAGGGACCUGAGCAUUGGCGGCCGAGUCAUUGUCCGGGAUCCCGAGACCGGCAAGACGACCGUGAAGCUCGUCAAGCUCGAUUGGCCGAUCGCCCGGAUCCCUACGCUGGCACCUCACUUCGGCAUCGGCAUGACCGGCCACAACAACCGCGAGACGGAGAUGGUGCCCAUCAUCGGCCUCGACAACAGCGAUCUCUACCCGUCGGCCUCCGCCAGCAGCGCCGCAACCGCGGAACAACCCCUUGGCGGCCACGGUUCCUUUGCCUCGACCCAGCCGCCCAAACUGGUCAAGCUCAUUGCGAAACAACUGGACAUCACCGACUACAGCACCAUCCUCAACUGGGAGCUCGAGCUCUUCGACUCGCAGCCGGCGACGGUAGGCGGCAUGGACAAGGAAUUCAUCUUCGCGGGGCGCAUCGACGACAAGCUGUGCUCGUGGGCGGCCUUCAUGGCGCUGCUGCACGCCAAGGACGAGGCCUCGGAGGGCGGAAUCAAGCUUGUCGCGCUCUUCGACGACGAGGAGAUCGGCUCGCUCCUCCGCCAGGGCGCGCGGGGCAACUUCCUGCCCAUCACCAUCGAGCGCGCUGUCGAGAGCCUCGCCCUCGCCUCCGCCUCCAAGGACAACAACAACAGCAACAACAAAAUCGCCUUCGGCCCGGGCCUGCUGGGGCAGACCUACUCCAACUCGUUCCUCGUCUCGUCCGACGUCACGCACGCGGCUCACCCCAACUUCCCGCAGACCAACCUCGCCGGCCACUCGCCGCGCCUCAACGUGGGCGUGGCCCUGUGCGUCGACGCGUCCGCCCACAUGACCACCGACAGCGUGUCCAUGGCCAUCCUGGACCGCGUGGCCCAGCUGGCCGGCUGCGUCAACCAGCGCCACAUGAUCCGCAACGACUCCCGCUCCGGCGGCACCGUCGGCCCCAUGCUGAGCGCCGCCAUGGGCGUGCGCGCCGCCGACGUGGGCAUCCCCCAGCUGAGCAUGCACAGCAUCCGCGCCACGACGGGCAGCCUGGAUCCUGGGCUGGGCAUCAAGUUCUACAAGGGGUUCUUGGAUCAUUGGGAGACUGUUGAUCGCGAGUGGCGGGCUUAAGAGUAGAGCAUAGCAUAGAUAUGAUGGAUGGCAUGGCAUGGCGUGGCGUGGCGAGGGGUAGGG